This is a messenger RNA of Grammomys surdaster, 1225 nucleotides long. It is a transcript of the gene Snrnp35, whose product is annotated as small nuclear ribonucleoprotein U11/U12 subunit 35. Gene Ontology annotation, molecular function: snRNA binding; mRNA binding. The transcript has 2 exons. Gene Ontology annotation, cellular component: precatalytic spliceosome; U12-type spliceosomal complex. The record is from RefSeq and is a predicted model, not a curated record. The coding region runs from base 198 to 932 and encodes 244 amino acids. Gene Ontology annotation, biological process: mRNA splicing, via spliceosome. NCBI's taxonomy places the organism in Eukaryota, Metazoa, Chordata, Mammalia, Rodentia, Muridae.
ACACACACACACACACACACACACACACACACACACACAAACACAAAACAAAAACACGUUGCUCAACGGCGAAUCUGCUGCCGCCAAUAAAGAGUUCCAGUGGAGGUCGGGGCGUAAGGAAUCUGCAGUCUCCGGCAGACGGGCGGUGGAAACGGCUUUUGUCUCGAUGCGGAAAGAACCCAAAAUUUGCUGAGAGCAUGAGCGACUGGAUGCCCAUCGCCAAGGAAUAUGACCCGCUUAAAGCUGGCAGCAUCGAUGGGACAGAUGAAGACCCACAUGACCGAGCUGUAUGGAGGGCCAUGCUGGCCCGCUAUGUCCCCAACAAAGGAGUCACCGGAGACCCCCUCCUUACCCUGUUUGUGGCACGAUUGAACUUGCAGACCAAAGAGGAGAAGUUAAAGGAAGUCUUCUCCCGAUAUGGUGACAUCCGGCGGCUGCGGCUGGUUCGGGACCUGGUGACAGGCUUCUCUAAAGGCUACGCCUUCAUUGAGUACAAGGAGGAGAGGGCCCUGCUGAAGGCCUACAGAGAUGCUGAUGGCCUGGUCAUCGACCAGCACGAGAUAUUCGUGGACUAUGAGCUAGAGAGGACCCUCCGUGGCUGGAUCCCUCGGCGGCUGGGUGGUGGACUGGGUGGGAAAAAGGAAUCUGGGCAACUGAGGUUUGGUGGCCGAGAUCGGCCUUUCCGAAAACCCAUUAACUUGCCAGUUGUCAAGAAUGAGCCUCAUAGAGAAGGGAAAAGGGAAAGGAGGGAGCGAUCUCGGUCUAGGGACAGACACUGGGACCCCAGGCCCAGGGAACGGGACCAUGAUAGGGGCCGAGAGAAGCACUGGCAAGAGAGGGCGAGGGUGUGGCCUGAGAAUGAUUGGGAGAGAGAGAGGGAGUUCAGGGAGGAGAGGGCCAAAACCAGGGACAAGAGAGACAGAAGUAAGUAGAGCCAGCAGCAGGCAGCGGAGGCCUACCCAGAGGGCUGAAGCCACGAGGCCUCCAUCAGGCUGGGGCAGUUCCUUUUGCAGUACUGAGGGUUGAACUGGAGAGCGGCAUGCCAGACAAGCACUCCAACCACAGCCACAUAGGAUGAGAGGGAGAAAGAGUUGUGUAAGAAGUCACCGGCUCGCUCAUGUGGGAAUAGAAAAGUUUUCACAUGCUGUCAUCCAACUUGGGAGUUGGAGGCAGGAGUAUGGAAAGAGAAAGGGGGUAAUAAAGAACCUAUCUUCACUUUCUCACA